UCCUCUCUCCAGGAAGAAUAUGAAGAGCUGCUUCGUUACGCUAUAGUAACUCCAAAUAUUGAAUCAAGUACCACGCAGUCAUCUCAUCUUAAGGGAGACGUGGUGCCAGAUGUUAAAACUCCUUUUAUCCACCAGCUGCUCCAUGGGACAGAAAAUAACCUUAUAGUAAAAGAAACUGGGAUGGAACCUGGAAAGCCAUGUGAUUUAAAUGUGUCAAGUCAUUCAAAGACAGAUGGGUCAUCACCCUUGUCGCCUCCAAGGAAGCCCACUCACCCAGUCAUGGAUUUUUUCAGUUCACAUCUUUUGGAUGACUCUUCCUCUCCAGCAUCUAAUUCAGUGUCCAAUGUGGCAGAUGCCCAUGAAGUGGUGGGGAGUGAAUUUCUUAUUUCUGAUGAAAACCUUCAUAAGAUGGAAAAUGUCCUUGAUCUUUGGUGUUCAGAUCUUAAGACAAAUGUCCUAUCUGAGCUAAGUAAAUGGAGACUUAAUUUUAUUGACUGGUAUCGAAUGGAAAUGAGAAAGGAGAGAGAAAAACAUGCAGCACAUAUAAAACAACUGUACACCCAAAUCAAUGACUUGAAGGAGCUGCAGAGUGCUUAUGAAGUCUCUAUUGGGAGAAAAGAUGAGGUGAUAUCUAGCUUAUCUCAAGCCAUAGGAAAGCAAAAGGAAAGAAUAGAGUUAAUGAGAACAUUCUUCCAUUGGCGAAUUGGACAUGUCAGAUCCAGACAGGAUGCUUAUGAAGAUAAACUAGCUGACCAGUACUUCCGGAGAACUUUACUGAAGAAAGUGUGGAAAGCCUGGCAUUCUACAAUAGAAAAGCAGUGGAAGGAUGUAGUGGAACGGGCGUGCCAAGCAAGAGCUGAGGAAGUUUGUCUCCAGAUUUCCAAUGAUUAUGAAAACAAAGUUGCUGUGUUAUCUGGAGCUUUGGAAAAUGCAAAAGCAGAGAUACAAAGAAUGCAGCAUGAAAAAGAACAAUUUGAAGAUUCCAUGAAAAAAGCUUUCAUGAGGGGUGUGUGUGCAUUAAAUCUUGAAGCCAUGACUAUAUUUCAAAGCAGAAACGAAACAGGGAUGGACAUGACAAAUAGUAGGAGAGAAGACUAUGGGCCUGGUGUUCAGGUGAGAGAACCUUCUGCUCAUGUGGACUCUUCGGCUCCUCUGAUGUCUUCAGUGGCUCCACCACCACCACGGCCUCCAACGCCAGCAACAAUGGCGACAGGCGGAACGGCCAACGCUACAGCUGUCCCUUCUGCUGUUUCCAUUACCUCGGCUGGGACCGCUUCUGCUGCUUCCAUUCAUACUCCUGCUUCCAUUCCUCUUAUUACAGGCCCAGGAGCCCCUGCUGCACCAGAGGAAAUGUUUGUGCCGAGAGUUGUGACAUCUGCACAGCAGAAAGCUGGAAGAACUAUUACAGCUCGGGUCACAGGAAGAUGUGAUUUUGCUUCAAAAAAUAGAAUUAGUAGUGGCCUAGCCAUAAUGGGAGUUUCUCCUCCCAUGAGCUCAGUUGUUGUGGAAAAGCAUCAUCCGGUCACAGUGCAAACCAUUCCUCAGGCCACUGCAGCAAAGUAUCCCCGAACCAUCCAUCCAGAAAAUAGUACUUCAGCUUCCAGGUCUCUGGGACCCAGACCAACUCACACCCCGUCUCUCGCAAGUAUUCAUUCCAUAAAAGUGGUUGACUGA
Elephantulus edwardii (Cape elephant shrew) is the source of this 1674-nucleotide messenger RNA. RefSeq names its product POC5 centriolar protein (gene POC5). Lineage: Eukaryota; Metazoa; Chordata; Mammalia; Macroscelidea; Macroscelididae. The transcript is spliced from 12 exons. The annotation marks the transcript as partial. Gene Ontology annotation, cellular component: centrosome. The record is from RefSeq and is a predicted model, not a curated record.